Messenger RNA from Astyanax mexicanus (Mexican tetra), 2981 nucleotides. It is a transcript of the gene parn, whose product is annotated as poly(A)-specific ribonuclease (deadenylation nuclease). Bases 81 to 2012 code for a protein of 643 amino acids. NCBI's taxonomy places the organism in Eukaryota, Metazoa, Chordata, Actinopteri, Characiformes, Acestrorhamphidae. Gene Ontology annotation, biological process: nuclear-transcribed mRNA poly(A) tail shortening. The transcript is spliced from 26 exons. Gene Ontology annotation, cellular component: nucleus; cytoplasm. Gene Ontology annotation, molecular function: poly(A)-specific ribonuclease activity; RNA binding; metal ion binding. The record is from RefSeq and is a predicted model, not a curated record.
UAUUUCCCCCUGCUUGAUAAGCGCCUCAGUGCGCAUGUGUGGAAGUGUCGGCGGAGCGCGAGCGCAGAACGGAGCGGAGAAUGGAGAUAACACGACAAAAUUUUAAGGAGAGUCUGAGCACCGUGUACAGCGCUGUGGAGGAGGCAGACUUUCUAGCCAUUGAUGGAGAAUUUUCAGGAAUCAGUGACGGCCCCUCGGUCAGCGCUCUGACCAAUGGCAUGGACACGCCUGAGGAGCGCUAUGGGAAGCUCAGGAAGCACUCCAUGGACUUCCUGCUCUUUCAGUUCGGCCUCUGCACGUUCAGAUAUGACCAGACUCAGGCCAAGUAUCUUACGAAGUCUUUUAAUUUUUAUAUUUUCCCGAAGCCGUUCAGCAGAACAUCCCCAGAUAUUAAAUUCAUCUGUCAGAGCUCCAGUAUAGAUUUUCUGGCCAGUCAGGGCUUUGACUUCAACAAAGUGUUCCGCAGCGGGAUCCCGUAUCUGAAUCAGGAGGAGGAGUCUCAGCUGAGGGAGCAGUACGAGGAGAAGAGGAACCAGAUGAACGGAUCUGGAACCCCGUCCUACAUCUCCCCGUCCUCCGGUAAAGCGGCGGUGAACGUCCCGGACGAACACAAGGACUUCAUCAGCAGAGUCGUGGAGAAGGUGGAGGCUCUGCUGAGUAACUCUGAGAAGACUGUGGAUCUGGAGCCGUGCUCUGGGUUCCAGAGGAAGCUGAUCUAUCAGACUCUGAACUGGAAGUUCCCCAAAGGUCUCCAUAUAGAAACGGUAGAAACUGAGAAGAAGGAGCGUUUUAUCCAGGUGAGUAAGGUGGAUGAAGAGGAGAGGAGGAGGAUGGAGCAGCAGAAGCAGGAGAGAGAACAGGAGGAGCUGAACGAUGCUGUGGGAUUCUCCAGAGUCGUUCACGCGAUUUCUAAAUCCGGGAAGCUGGUGGUGGGCCAUAACAUGCUGCUGGAUGUGAUGCACACCAUCCAUCAGUUCUACUGCCCCCUACCUGAGGAGUUGGAGGAUUUUAAGGAGGUGACGAUGUGUGUGUUUCCCAGGCUUUUGGAUACAAAGCUGAUGGCGUCAACACAGCCGUUUAAGGAUCUGAUUACGAACACGUCUCUGGCGGAGUUGGAGAAGCAGCUGAAGGAGAAACCGUUUAAAGCUCCGAAAGUCGAUUGUUGUGAGGGGUUCCAGUGUUACGAUACUGCAUCUGAGCAGCUUCAUGAAGCCGGAUACGACGCCUACAUCACCGGACUCUGCUUCAUCUCCAUGGCCAAUUACCUGGGAACCUUCCUCACCCCGCCCAAACCUCACAUCUCCGCUCGCUCCAAACUCAUAGAACCCUUCUACAACAAAUUGUUCCUCAUGAGGGUUAUUGAUAUCCCGUACCUGAACAUCAGUGGACCAGACUUGCAGCCGAAGAGAGAUCACGUUCUGUACGUUACGUUUCCGAAAGAGUGGAAGACCAGCGACCUCUACCAGCUCUUCAGCGCUUUCGGUAAUAUUCAGGUGUCCUGGAUUGACGACACGUCUGCGUUCGUUUCCCUCAGUCAGGUGGAGCAGGUGCAGAUCGCGAUGAACACGAGUCAGUAUGCGGAGAGCUACCGGAUCCAGACCUACGCCGAGUACAUGCAGUCCAAACACAAACACACCCACACCAACAGGAAGUGGGGGGAGGACGGCUGGGCCAACACCUCCUACAGGUCGGUGACUGGAAAGAGAAGCAUCAGCCCCACUCAGGAAGAUCAAAGCUCUGAUUUCAGCGGUGUUGCUGAUAGCAACUGGAGUCACUAUUCAAAGAAGAUCAAAACAGAUGCAGGGGCAAGUGGUGGCGGUGUGCAGACGUACGCUGAAGCCGUAGACUCGACGACGGGCAGUUGGCUUAAAGCUCAGCCAGAAAAAGGCGCAGCAAGCCAGGAAGCAUCGGGGUCCGAGGAAGCAGAUGCCUGGCCAAAGCUCCCGACCAAUCAGAAUCAAGGUUCUCAGCCCACGUCUACAGGACUCUUUGACGUCCCUCAAGUUUGGUAGCAGUAGCCAAUCGGCGGUUUCCUUCUGGGAGCCAAUUAGAGGAGACCGUCUGAGACCACACCUACCUAUCCUACAGCCAAUCAGAAGAGACUGUGACGGACUGCACUUGUACACAAAACCCAAAGCCAUACGGCCCUGUGGCAUCGCAACAUAACAUACACACUCUCUUAUUCUGUUGACUUGCACAGCGUCCCACUGCAUGAGGGAUCACAGGGACAUCGUAAGAAAGUUUGUAAGCAGUGCGUAAUAAAUAAAUAAAUAAAUAAGCGUAUCCAGGUGCUGAAAGAAAUUUUGCCGCUUUAACGAUACACACAAACACAGUUUACGAUCUGCCAGCAAUUCAUUUUCUGACACGAGUGCGAGUGAACGAAGCAGAGCUGGGAAAUUAGCGUAAGUCGUUAGUGUACGUGACGUAAGUUAGUCUGAGUGUAUGCGGUGUGUUUUAAUGUGUCGUCAGUUUAAAAACGUAGUGUGUGUGUGCGAACGUGUCUUUCUUUUCGAGCUGGUCAUUAAAAUGAUUGAUUUAUGGUCAUCGCCAUGGUGAUGACUGUGAUUACGACGGUGAUUAUGACGACAGGUGUAUGAGACUGUCAGGUUAAUAACUUUUAAAUGUGGUUAGGUUACUGGGGAUUUUGUUUUUUUUCCUUUUUCGUUUCUUUUUGUUUUUUCCCGUAGGAUGAUCCCGUUAGCGUAGCUUAACCUAACCCCGCUCUCUUUUAGCCAACGCAGACACUUAGAACAUCUCUAUUUAUUCCCCACUGUAAGAGAUGAUUUUUCUUUAUAUUUUGUAUGUAAAUGUAGUUUGUGUAUGUAUGUCUGUCUUUGUUUGUGCCACUCAGCAGAUGAGCUGCAGGUUAAAAAAAUGUGGAAUGUUUAUCAGAAGAACAUCAACAGGAAAUAUGUAUAAUUUCUUUUUGUAUGAUUGUCCUCUUUCAGAGGGGAGAAAAUAUUAAAGAAUGUUUCUUAGUA